Molecule: messenger RNA, 612 nt
Organism: Emys orbicularis (European pond turtle)
Lineage: Eukaryota; Metazoa; Chordata; Testudines; Emydidae
Gene: RASL10B
Product: RAS like family 10 member B
Exons: 3
Coding region: 1-612 (203 amino acids)
Molecular function (GO): GTP binding; GTPase activity
Source: RefSeq, a predicted model, not a curated record
AUGGUGACAACUUUCAAGGUCGCCGUGCUUGGGGCUCAAGGGGUCGGGAAGAGCGCCAUCGUCCGCCAGUUCCUCUACAACGAGUUCAGCGAGGCGUGCGCGCCCACCAAGACGCGGCGUGUCUACCUGCCGGCCGUGGUCAUGAACGGCCACGUGCACGACCUACAGAUCAUGGACUUCCCACCCAUCACAUCUUUCCCAGUUAACACGCUGCAGGAGUGGGCAGACGCGUGCUGCAGGGGGCUUCGGAGUGUCCACGCCUACAUCCUAGUCUAUGACAUCUGUUGCUUUGACAGCUUUGAGUACAUCAAAACUAUUCGACAACAGAUCCUAGAAACGAGGGUCAUUGGCACCACCGAGACCCCCAUCAUCAUUGUGGGCAACAAGCGGGAUCUGCAGAGGGGCCGGGUGAUUCCCCGCUGGAACGUCUCCAACCUGGUGAAGAAGACCUGGAAGUGCGGCUACAUCGAGUGCUCGGCCAAGUACAACUGGCACAUCCUGCUGCUCUUCAGUGAGCUGCUCAAGAGCGUGGGCUGCGCCCGCUGCAAGCACGUCCACACCGCCAUCCGCUUCCAGGGGGCACUGCGCAGGAACCGAUGCACCAUCAUGUGA